Dimorphilus gyrociliatus is the source of this 2273-nucleotide messenger RNA. The record is from the annotation of a GenBank genome assembly. NCBI's taxonomy places the organism in Eukaryota, Metazoa, Annelida, Polychaeta, Dinophilidae.
CAGAAGUGCUGGAGAAUUCAGAAGUGAAACUUGUCUUGAAAAUGAGUAAUCAUAAUAGGAUUUCUCCUACUCCGCGUGUAGUUCUUCCAGCGCCUACUGAUGGAGUAGAAACGAUUAAUUUAGAAGAGAGGAAUUCUUCAUCACAGAUAAAUAGUUCGUCAAAGAUUCUACCAGUUAGGAAAAGAACAGAUUCAAAACUUAAGAAUGUCCAAAGGAAAUUGAUGACUUUGGGCAACGGGAAAAGAUUUUCAACUAAUAUCGAUGACAAAGUAUACGCUCUACUCUCCUCUAUGGAGGAUGAUGAAACUCAACAUCUUCUCUGUUCACAAAAAAACACUCGAAGACAUAAGAUGUUUGGGAAACUAGUGGAAAAAGUAUCUACUUUAACGAGCAGAUCUCAUUUGUUAACUGACUCUUCGAAAAAGCUGAAAGGUUGGGCCGCUUUUAAGAAUAGACAAAAAUUGUUUUGGAAUAAAGUUGGAACCAGAUACAAGGAAGUGUCUCAAAGUUUUGAAAUAUGGAGAGCUUCUAUAAAAACUAUCGAAGGCCAAUUUGGACCAGCCGUCUCUUCUUAUUUCGCUUUCUUAAAAUGGCUUUUCUUUCUUAAUCUAUACAUCUUCCUUAUCAGCUUUUGCUUUAUAAUCAUACCGCAAAUUAUUUAUAAUGAUAAAGUUGAUUACUCAACGUCCGAUACUAGUACUACUGCAGUAUGCAGUCGAAGAUACAAGGAUUCUGUUGUUGUUAUGAAAAAUGAUACAGCUCAAUUAGUUUUGGAUUUUCUUCAAGGAACCGGCUGGAUGGAGAAAACACUCCUUUUCCAUGGAUAUUACUCGGAUAAGAAUCUAUUGGCGGGACAAUCCUACAACCUUCCAUUAGCUUUUAUUAUGGUCGUUAUAGCUUACUUGAUAAUGAGUUUAAUUUUAAUGGCCAGACAGGCGUCAAGUGCAUUGAAAACUGCAGCAUUGGGUGAAGAACAUCAAUUUUAUCCGUACUGCAAUUUAAUCUUAUCUGCGUGGGAUUACUCUUUAACUGACGAUGACGCUAUAGUCUUGAAACGGAAAUCCAUACUUCACGAAUUAAACUCCUCGUUCCAAGAGAGAGAAAGAAAACUAAAGAGAGAGAACACUUCCAAAUGUGCACUUUAUACCAUUCGAUUUCUGGCAAACUUUUUAGUUAUUGGAUUAUUGGCUGGAUCUGGAUACCUCAUUUAUUACAGUAUGACAAAGGCCACAGAGCUUAAAGAACAAUCGAAUUAUGAGGAAAAGAAUAAAUUCAUUAAGCUUCUCUUUGAAUUUUUACCAUCUUUAAGUAUAACCUUUCUAAAUGUGCUUCUACCUCUGAUUUUUCAAAAACUGGUAAUUGUUGAGAAUUAUACACAAGAUACAGAAAUUUUACUGACAUUAGCCAGGACAGUAUUUCUACGUCUAGCUUCUGUUGCCGUUCUCCUGGCAACGUUAUACGGCCAAGUGACAUGCUCACCGAAAGAUGCAAAUGAUUGUAAUGUUGGAGUGAAAGACGAUUGUCCAGUGCUAAGGUGCUGGGAAUCGUACGUUGGGCAGCAAUUGUAUAAGCUUGUACUUACCGAUUUCAUUGCCGCCUUUUUUAUAACAUUCUUUGUGGAAGUGCCAAGAAAAUUGAUCGUAACAAAAUGUAACUGCAAAUUAAGUCAACUAGUUGGUCAGCAAGAAUUCGAGAUAUCCAAAAACGUUCUAGAUCUGGUUUAUGGUCAAACUCUUUGCUGGUUAGGAGCAUACUUUUCUCCGCUUAUCCCUACAAUUGCAUUUGUGAAGACAUUCCUCUUAUUUUAUAUUAAAAAAUUCACCUGUCUAUUCAAUUACGCUCCAUCAACAAGACUAGUUAAAGCAUCUAAAUCUCAAACUUUCUUCACAGUUGUACUAAUGUCAGCGUUUCUAAUGUGCUGCAUUCCAAUUGGUUAUAUUAUAUGGCAAAUUCCUCCAUCAAAAGGCUGUGGGCCAUUCAGAUUAUACUCAAGCGCGUUUAAAAUUGUUUCAUUAACAAUUGACGGCUUUCCCAAAGUUUUUGACGCCAUAUUUACGUUUAUCGGAUCGGCUGGAGUUGUUGCUCUAAUAUUUGUUUGUUUAUGCCUGGGAAUUUAUUAUCAUGCAACGAUGAAUGAAUUAAAUCGAAAGAGAGUUAUUGUACUCCGGGAACAAAUGGCAAGGGAAGCCCAAGACAAGGCUUACUUGAUGAUUAAGAUAAACGAACACUCUAAUACAAACGUUGUGUCGAGAAACUACGGGGAUCAAAUCUAA